Molecule: messenger RNA, 1406 nt
Organism: Rhineura floridana
Lineage: Eukaryota; Metazoa; Chordata; Lepidosauria; Squamata; Rhineuridae
Gene: HPD
Product: 4-hydroxyphenylpyruvate dioxygenase
Exons: 14
Coding region: 77-1258 (393 amino acids)
Biological process (GO): L-tyrosine catabolic process
Cellular component (GO): Golgi membrane; endoplasmic reticulum membrane
Molecular function (GO): 4-hydroxyphenylpyruvate dioxygenase activity
Source: RefSeq, a predicted model, not a curated record
UACCCCCUCCCCUUCUCUCUCUCCCUCUAUCUCUCUCUCCCGUUGCCAUCGUUUUGCUCCCACAGACAAGAAAAAAAUGACAACUUACACGGAUAAAGGCCAGAAGCCUGAAAGAGGCCGGUUCCUCCACUUCCACUCCUUGACGUUCUGGAUAGGAAAUGCAAAGCAGGCAGCUUCCUUUUACUGCAACAAAAUGGGGUUUGAAGAAUUGGCCUACAGAGGUCUGGAAACGGGGAGCCGAGAGGUAGCGUCCCAUGUAGUUAAGCAAGACAAGAUUAUAUUUAUCUUCUCCUCGGCUCUCAACCCUGGAAAUCAAGAAAUGGGAGCACAUUUAGUGAAGCACGGAGAUGGCAUCAAAGAUAUUGCCUUUGAAGUGGAGGACUGCGAUUUCAUUGUGCAGAAAGCCAGAGAGCAUGGAGCCCAGGUUGUUAAAGAGCCAUGGAUAGAAGAAGAUAAAUACGGGAAGGUCAAAUUUGCAAUCGUUCAGACGUAUGGAGACACCACGCACACCCUAAUAGAAAAGAUGGACUACAAGGGGCUUUUCCUGCCGGGGUUUGAGCCACCCCUCUUCAAGGACCCGCUCUUAAAAAGAUUGCCACUUGGAAAACUGAAUUUCAUUGACCACGUGGUUGGGAAUCAGCCUGAUCAGGAGAUGGUCUCAGUGGCAGAAUGGUACCAAAAAAACCUCCUCUUUCACCGCUUCUGGUCUGUGGACGAUAAACAGAUGCACACAGCAUUCAGUGCUCUCCGGUCUAUUGUGGUGGCCAACUACGAGGAGUCCAUUAAAAUGCCCAUUAACGAGCCGGCUAUGGGGAAGAAGAAAUCUCAGAUCCAGGAAUAUGUAGAAUAUUACGGAGGUCCUGGUGUCCAGCACAUUGCUCUGAAUUCCUCAGACAUCAUUGCUUCGAUCACAAACUUGAAAGAACGUGGCAUGGAAUUCAUGGCAGUCCCUUCCAUCUACUACCAGCAACUUCGGGAGAAGCUAAAGUCAGCCAAGAUCAAGGUGAAGGAGAGCAUCGAUAAAUUGGAGGAACUCAAAAUCUUAGUGGACUUUGAUGAGAAGGGAUACUUGCUCCAGAUCUUCACAAAGCCAGUUCAGGACAGACCAACUGUCUUCCUUGAGGUCAUCCAGCGCUACAACCACCAGGGAUUUGGUGCUGGAAACUUUAAAUCUUUGUUUGAAGCGAUCGAACUGGACCAGGAUGCCCGAGGAAAUCUCACCGUCCUGACACCCAACGGAGAAUCCGACUUUGCAUAAUGCUCAGUGGCAAACAACAUGGAUAUACUAGAAGUGGAAUGCAGUACUAAAGAGUUGGGAGAUUUCCUUUCCAUUCAGGCUUUCCCAAAAGCAGUUCAACAGUCUUCCUUUUUAAUUUCUUGGCUAAAUAAAACAAUGAUGAAUAGGC